Plasmodium coatneyi is the source of this 2313-nucleotide messenger RNA. RefSeq lists its product as uncharacterized. NCBI's taxonomy places the organism in Eukaryota, Apicomplexa, Aconoidasida, Haemosporida, Plasmodiidae. The record is from RefSeq and is a predicted model, not a curated record. The coding region runs from base 1 to 2313 and encodes 770 amino acids. The transcript has 2 exons. Gene Ontology annotation, molecular function: 4 iron, 4 sulfur cluster binding.
AUGUUUUCCAACGCGAUCAAGCUAGAAAAUCUGAACGACUACUACAACGAGGCGGAGGAAUGCAUAAAGCCCUUUCUGUACGAGUCACAACUUAGAGGAGAAAUAUCCCUGACCGACUGCUUAGCCUGUAGUGGCUGCGUUACAAAUGAGGAGACCAAUUUUCUCAAAAACCAAAAUGCAGUAGAAAUUUUAAACGAAACUAGGAAAAAAAAAAUUAACAUAAUUUCCUUGUCUUUGCAAAGCAUCACAGCCUUGUCUAUACAUUAUGAUUUGCCCAUUCAGAGGACACAGAAGAAGUUAUGCUAUUUGUUUAAAUCGCUCGGCUUCGAUUAUGUGUAUGAGUCCUCCCUCAGCGAGUUCAUAACUCUGAAUGAGAGCAAGCGCGAGUUUAUGCACCACUUUGGGGAGGCCACAGGGAUAGUGCAACAGAGUCAGCACUACCAAAACGAUGCCGAUGAUACCGUGAGCAGUAAAAGGGACAAACGAGUGAAGUCCAAACGGGGAAGUAAAACUGAGCUGAGGGGGGGUAACCUGGAGAAGGUACUUACAAAUGAGAGUAAGCUCACCAGAGGGAAUAGCAACCUUUCCUCUGCCUACACACGUGAGGGAAAUGUCUCCCUUCCUCUGAUCUGCAGCCAUUGCAGUGGCACCGUUAUAUAUGGAGAGAAGAAUUUCGAUGAAGAACAGCUAAACGCAUUUAGUAAGGUAAAGUCCAGUCAGGACAUACAGGGAAUUAUCUUAAAAAUCCUGCACCUCCAGAGGAGCAUAAAUGUGACAUUGCCCCUGUUGGAAAGCCUCCCCCCGGUGAGGAACUUUUUCAAUUGGUACUGCAAAUACGAGUCGAACUUUUGGUCCAUUUGCAGGAAGCACUAUCGCAGGAACCACGGUCUUUUGCAAUCGGGCCAAGUUGGAAGCGGAAGCAGCAAUGUUACUGCCAACCCACCGACGAUCUACGAUAUCAACCAUGUUUACCUGCUGUACUGCUUCGACAAGAAGUUGGAGGCGCACAGAAGUAACCUUCCCCAACAGAAUUCCCUAAAUGAGAACAUGCUUUCCUACCUGUCUUACGUCUCGCCACGGACAUUCGACCGGAUGGGGGACACGGCCAACACAGACCAACAGGAGAAGAGGAACUUCCACUGCGUCGAUGCUGUGAUAACCACGGUGGAGCUGGUCGAGCUCAUAAACGACACGGACAUUGAUUUUCUUUCCCUGCCAGAGAUGCCCGUUGACAGUGUCUACGACCUUUUGCGGGGCGCCAUGAAGGGGUUGCACGCAGAUAAAACGAAAAGGGGCCCCGACGAAAUUGGCGCAGAGGAGACACUAUCCACGACACAAACCGAACAACCUGCCACCAGCAACCUGCACGAACUGAGCGAACUGCGCGAACUUUACGACCAGCUCGCUCAGUACACACUCCGGUGCGGCAACCGAAAUAACAUUUCGAUGGGCUACGGAGAAGAAAUUUUCAAAUAUGUGUGCAGAGAAGUGUUCAAUUUUGAGGUGGACGAGAAGGACUUCGCUUUCAAGUACCACGACAUAGUGGUGUUAUCCCUGUUUCAGGGCGACCACUGCGUUUUCCGGGUCAUCCUGUCCUACGGCUUUAAGAGCAUGUAUAGUGUUAUCCGGAAGGUGAAGGAGGGAAAGGGGGGUAACGCACCACGGGGAAAUUCACCAUCGAGUGGUACACCACCCAACCCUACCGGCGAGGCAAAAAAAUAUGACGUGAAAAUUACCUACAAUUUGCACUUCACAGGAAGAAUCGACUACAUCGAAUUGAUGGCAUGCGAAAAGGGCUGCCUCUUCGGAUGCGCCCAGAAUAUUUUUUCUGAACGUGUCCAUAGGCGCACCUCCUGCGUAUGCUACAACUCUCGCAUUUUUAAAAAAAUCGCUCAGCAGGAGGUUAUUGAAAAUUUUGAUUUCCUCCGUUCAGAUGGAAGGAGCGAUGCGCAGGGGGGUGCAGAACAAGCGGAUGAUGAAAUGAGAGGCAUUACCUGUGCCAGCGAAAAGCACACACGGUGUGAUGAUCACAUGGAGGAUGUAGAAGCCUCAUCGAUUAACCAAGGGGAAAAACAAAAUGGUUAUGUACUGUCUAAUCAGCAAAAAGUGGACACAGAAAAGCUUUUUCAAAAAAUGUAUGACACCAUGCAUAGUGACAAACUCACGGUGUAUGUCAAUUCAAGCAAGUGCGAUAGGGAUAUAAGCGUGAACUCGUUUUUAAAAAACAUCCGCAAAUUUUUCAACACGGAAACUUUCCACAUUCUUAAGACUUCCUUUUCUUCCAAGAAGAAGGCAGACAUUAUCAAUUGGUGA